Messenger RNA from Daktulosphaira vitifoliae (grape phylloxera), 1507 nucleotides. Its product is annotated as zinc finger MYM-type protein 5-like. The coding region runs from base 15 to 539 and encodes 174 amino acids. NCBI's taxonomy places the organism in Eukaryota, Metazoa, Arthropoda, Insecta, Hemiptera, Phylloxeridae. The transcript has 2 exons. The record is from RefSeq and is a predicted model, not a curated record.
UGAGGUUAAUAAUCAUGUCACCUCGAAAAUAUAAAUCUGGUGCUUUUAAACGAAAAAUUCAGAAUAUUAAAAAAGAAGGGGAAGCAAAAAUUCCUAAAUUAUCCAAUUACUUUCAUCCAAUAGAAAAUACUGAAUUGGAGCCAAAAAUGAAUAAAGAAAUUGACACAAACGCUGAUGAAUUAUUUGACAUGAACACUAAUGAAAAAAUGUUGACGGAGUUUGAAAUUAACAAAGAUCCUGUAUUGUGGUCAAAAAUGAGUGAAGCUGUCCUAGAAGAAUGUAUAAAAUUGGGACCAGAAUAUUUCCAAAAUAAAGACAACGGGUUUUCAGCUUCCAUGCGAAAAUAUAAUAAUCAAAAAAGGUAUUUUUCUAGUAAACUUUUUAUACGAACUUUGGUGAAUGGAGAGAAACACAUACGGUUAUGGUUUAUGUACUCUGAAUCAACAGGCAACGUAUUUUGCUUUGUCUGUAUGUUUUUUAAUGAUAAUAGUUCUGUGUUAAAUCCUUUUGUAAAAAAUGGAUUUUCAAAUUGGAAAUAGAGCGAUGAAAAAAUUAGGGCUCAUGAAAGCAGUUCCAUUCACCAAGUAUGCACAAUGAAAUGGCUUCAUUGUUUGAAUAAUAAAACCAAUAUCAAUAAAAAUUUAAUAUAACAAUUAGAAAUAGAAGAAAGCUAUUGGAUAGAUAUUUUAAAACGCAUUGUUGAAGUUAUUCGUUUUAUCUCAUCACGAGGUCUUGCAUUUAGAGGUAGUCAUGAAGUAAUUGGAGUAACGGAUAAUGGUAAUUAUUUAGGAAUACUUGAGUUGCUUGCUAAAUUUGAUCUUGUGUUAAAAGUACAUAUUGAAAAUUAUGGUAACAAAGGCAAAGGUAAUGUGUCUUACAUAUCAAAAACAAUUUGUGAGGAACUUAUUGGUAUCAUGUCGUUAAAAGUAUAUGAUCACAUAGUUGAAGAAAUGAUCAAAUCAAAGUAUUUUGGUAUUGUCGUUGAUUCAACUCCAGAUCUUGCUCAUAUUGAUCAGCUAUCGAUUAUCAUACGUUAUUACUUAAAUGGUGCAGUACAUGAACGGUUUCUUAGUUUUGUUCCUUUUCAUAGUCACACAGGUGAAGCUUUAGCUGUGACUGUUUUGGAAUUUCUCAAACGAAGUGGUAUUGAUAUUGCCAACUGUCGAGCGCAAACUUAUGAUAAUGCUGCCAAUAUGCCUGGGCGAUAUCGUGGCUGCAAGCUCAAAUUAAAUAAAUGAAUGAUUUAGCAUUUUAUGUCCCAUGUAUUGCUCAUUCUUUGAAUUUAGUUGGAGAUUGCAGUGCAAAAGAAUGUUUAGAAGCAAUUAAUUUUUUUUUCAAUUCCCCAAAAAUUAUAUGCAUUUUUUGGAGCCUCGACGCAUAGAUGAGAUGUAUUAUUAAGAAACAGUAGAAAAAAUAGUAAGACAUUGAAAAGCCUCUCAAGUACACGAUGGUCUUGUCGUGAUGAUGCUGUAGAAGCAUUAGCUGGUAACUAUGAAGAGGUAUAUAA